Molecule: messenger RNA, 966 nt
Organism: Adelges cooleyi (spruce gall adelgid)
Lineage: Eukaryota; Metazoa; Arthropoda; Insecta; Hemiptera; Adelgidae
Gene: SmB
Product: small nuclear ribonucleoprotein-associated protein B
Exons: 6
Coding region: 192-821 (209 amino acids)
Biological process (GO): mRNA splicing, via spliceosome
Cellular component (GO): catalytic step 2 spliceosome; U4 snRNP; U1 snRNP
Molecular function (GO): RNA binding
Source: RefSeq, a predicted model, not a curated record
GGUACCCUGGCGUUUGUUUUGUUUACUGGUCAUGCCGAAUCGUGUGUUUUAACGAUUUGGAACGUUUGUAGUCUUUAUUGGAAUAUAUUAAUGUGAUUACAUACAUAAUUUGUUUUUCGAAUUAAUUUCCACAAUUAGUUAAUUGUGGUGUUUUAUUUUUGUGAAAUACUUGGACGUUCACCGACGUAAAAAUGCCGGUCACCAAAAAUAACAAAAUGAUGCAGCACAUCAAUUAUAGAGUGCGUGUCAUUUUACAAGAUUCUAGAAUGUUUAUAGGAACUUUUAAAGCUUUUGACAAGCAUAUGAACUUGAUUUUGGCGGACUGUGAAGAAUUCCGUAGACUGAAAAGUAAAGCCAAGGUUCCUACUAUACCUGCCGAACCGAGAGAAGAAAAACGUGUCCUAGGUUUUGUAUUAUUACGUGGUCAAAAUAUAGUAUCUAUAACUAUUGAAGGUCCUCCUCCUCCAGAAGAAGGUUUACCUAGAGUACCGUUACCAGGCUCAGUGGGUGGACCGGGAUCGAGUCGAGCGGCUGGACGAGGAAUGCCAUCUGUUAUACCUUCUGCAGCUACUCCUGGUUUACAAGGACCAGUAAGAGGUGUUGGUGGUCCUUCGCCAGCUGCGAUGGCCCCUACAAGAGGUGCUCCCGCUCAACCACCCAUAAGAGGCCCGCCAAUAAUGGCUCCACCACCAGGAAUGAUGGCUGGUAUGCCUCCUAUGCCUGGUAUGGGUCGUGGCGGCCCACCACCGAUGCCAACCAAUAACAUGCGUGGGCCUCCACCGAUGAUAAGAGGUCCUCCAGGCGGUCCAAGAGGUUAUUAGUGAGUGAUGCUACUUUUACCAAUUGACCUAUGUUUAUUAAUGAAUAAAUGGUUUUCAUUGCGUAAUAAUCCAAAUCUGUACUCCUACUUUGAUGAAAACAUUCAAAAAUUGUUUUCAAACGAUUAUAAGUACUUGAGUAUAUCUA